Messenger RNA from Symbiodinium pilosum, 587 nucleotides. The record is from the annotation of a GenBank genome assembly. Lineage: Eukaryota; Dinophyceae; Suessiales; Symbiodiniaceae.
GCUUCGAUUCGCUAAUUCUGGCGCACGAGUACUGCUUCGGACGGAAGAGACAUUUGCCCCCACCAGCGCCUCCGCUUUGGGAUUGUGGCAUGCUGCUCUUUCUGCAGAUCUAUUUGUUCCUUAUAGUCCUCACUCUCUUGACGACUGUGCUGCUGGUAUUCUCAGCCCUGGCAGACACUUUCUGGUACAUGAGGUUCACCUUUGAUACCAAGUGGGGCUUCGCACUGGCUGAAGGCUUUCCCUACACCGCUCCCGUGUGGAUGGGCGAGUUCGGACAGCAGGUACGUGGAAGUUACUGGCUCAACAUGCUGAGAUACCUGGCAGAGCGGGACGUGGACUUCGCAUACUGGCCAUUAAAUGGCAAGAAGUAUUCAGAAGGAUACUUUUCCAGCUCUGGCGGCUUCGUCUACUUUGACAAGCCGCGAUGGGAAGACGAGUCGUUUGGCUUGCUGAUGAACGAUUCCUGGAGUGUGAGACACACUUGGAAACUUCUGGACAUCCAGGCGCUCAUGGAUUCUCCGGUGAAAUGGACGCCGGAGGACUAUCCCUGUCAGCGCCAGAGAUUGGGAAAUGCCUGCGGUUACUGA